Messenger RNA from Mucor velutinosus, 2982 nucleotides. RefSeq names its product plasma membrane fusion protein prm1 (gene PRM1). Lineage: Eukaryota; Fungi; Mucoromycota; Mucoromycetes; Mucorales; Mucoraceae. Gene Ontology annotation, biological process: protein import into nucleus. The record is from RefSeq and is a predicted model, not a curated record. The transcript has 12 exons. Gene Ontology annotation, cellular component: nuclear envelope; cytosol. Gene Ontology annotation, molecular function: small GTPase binding. Bases 1 to 2982 code for a protein of 993 amino acids.
AUGAACGAAGCAAAGGUUCAGCUUUUAGGUGUUCUUCGAGAAGCAACAUCUCAAGACUAUACUCGAAUGAGACAAGCCGAGGAACUGCUGAAAGAGUGGGAAAACUCGCCCAGCUUCUUUGCAACCUUACAGGAUAUUUUUUACGACCGCAGCAUGGACCAAGAUAUCCGAACACUCAGUGGUAUUUAUCUCAAGAAUGGUAUUGAUAGAUUCUGGAGAAGAACAGCCAAAAACCCCAUUCUUCCAGAGGAAAAGAAAGCCAUUCGAGAGCGAUUACUCCAAUUCAUUGAUGAGCCCAGUAAAAAACUUACAGCACAAAAUGCAGUGAUUGUAUCUCGCAUCGCUCGACUCGAUUACCCUAGAGACUGGCCAGAUUUAUUGACGAAUCUUGUUCAGUCGAUGGAGGUAGCUAGCACGCAUAAUCCAGAAAACGCACACUUGAUUCAUUCCCGAGUUUUGGAAACGUUGAGCGAGGUUUUACAGGAAUUGAGCACACGCCUGUUAUCUUCGGGACGUCGACAAUUUGCAGAGAUCGCACCCACCAUCUUCCAGGCUGUUGCUCAGAUUUAUGUCGUAUACGUGGACCGUACUAUCAAAAAGUUGCAGCAGAUCAACAACAACUUGGAUCAGGAAGCGUUGCUGGAGGAACUGAACAUUGUAGGUACAUGUGUCAAAUGCAUGCGGAUCCUCAUGGUCAGCGGCAUUCGGGAUGUUCACAAAUACGACGAAACUCGAACAUUUCUUGAUGUCAGUCGUAAACACUUGGAACGCUACAUGGAUUGUCGCUACGGACUCGUUCAAAUCAAUUACACUGGAAAUAUAAAACAAGUUGUGGAAGCCACUAUUGAGGAAUACGGAUCACUCUACGUCUCAUUACAAAAGAAGCACCCCGUCUCAGCUGUAUUGUGUCCAGCAUGGCUCGACAUCAUCCAAUAUUACUGGCAGAACAUCAUGGUGGAAGGAACUCAUAUUGUGGAGCAAUGCAAAUCAGGCACGCAAGAUCAGAAUACACUUGUGUUUGAGCCGUUUUUAUUACAGGGCAUGUUGUUGGUCAAGGACACUAUCAAAAAUGUAUCUUAUAAUGCGGGUCAAUUGGGUGCAGAUCUUUUAUCAGUGACAGACGAAGAAAAGGAAUUAGCUAUAGAGGCAGGUCGACUCAUCAAUGAGCAAUUCCUGACACCGGAAUUCGUCAAUGUCUGCGCUGAAACGCUCGUCAGUCAGUACAUGCUCCUGUCACCAAGCGAUUUCGCACGAUGGGAAGACGAUCCUGAGGGAUGGUUGAACAAUUUGGAUACCGAGAAUUGGGAAUUUGAGCUUCGGCCUUGCGCAGAGUUGGCAUUCAUGAAUCUGCUGAGUCAAUACCGAGAUCAAUUGGUGCCCAUUAUGGUGACUUUGGUGGAAAGAGUAGCAACUGUUACAGACAAACAAAGCUUAUUAUUCAAAGACGCUGUGUAUGGCGCUAUUGGUCUAGGCGUCAAUUCGCUGUUUGGCAGACUUGAUUUCGAACCAUUUGUCAUGAAUAGACUAGUCGCAGAGCUCAACAACAAGGAUCCCAAUUUCAAGAUUCUGAGACGCCGUAUUGGCUGGAUGUUGGGAAGAUGGGUCACGGAGAGCAUCAGUGCUGAUUGCCGCAAAGUCAUUUAUGAGAUCUUUUUACAGUUGAUGUCUGAAGACGAGGAUUUAGUGGUUCGACUAACCGCCGCCAAUGGACUGAAGCAAGCAGUGGAUGAUUGGGAUUUCGAUAUUAGCACUGUUGUGCCUUACCUCGGUUCUGCCAUGUCCUUGCUGUUGAAUUUACUCAAAGAAGUCGAGGAAUCUGACACAACCAUGAAGGUCAUUUCCUAUAUCAAUGCUAUUCUUGAUAGAACAGGCGCUGAUAUGAUCCCUUUUGCAGCACAAAUCGUGCAAUUAUUGAUAUCCUUGUGGGGUCCCAACACAGAGCCUUUGCUUCAAUCCUCUCUUGUUGUCACAUUUACAAAAAUUACUAGUAUACUCAAUGAGCAAUCAGUACAAUUACAAAGCAUCUUGGUUCCCAUUAUCAAAUACUGCACUGAUCGCAAUAAUGAAGCACACAUUUAUUUAUUAGAGGACUCGUUGGAUCUUUGGUGGACCAUUUUACAAAGCACACCUGCCAGUUCGCCAGACUUGAUUUCGCUCUUACCAGCCGCAUUGGAUUUGUUAGAUUAUGAUACUGAGAACCUGCGCAAGAUUUUGCUGAUCAUUGACAGCUACAUCAUGCUGGACCCUCAAGCUACGCUGUCACCUACCAACACAGUUGUCCUGUUUACCAAAUUAGCAGCCAAAAUUGGACAUUCACGCGAGCAAGCAAUUACUUACAUUGUGCACACACUUGACUUGGCGCUUCAAAGUGUACCUCUCCAACUGUUUGGCGAGCCACUUGUUCAAUCAGGCUUGAUGGCCAACGUCUUGAGAGUGCUGGUGGAAAACGAAAUAUUUGGAUUUGCUAUUAUGAAUUGCAUGAAUCUGUUUGCUCGCAUCUCCAUCUAUGACGCUAAUUCUGUGAUUCAGGUAAUUCAAUUGACAGCUCAACAGGAACACAUUCAAGGGGAUUUUCUCAGUAACAUCCUCGAUAAAUGGCUAGAGAAGUUUGAGAAUGCCAGUCAAGCAAGAGCAAGAAAACUAGCAUGCAUUGGCUUUACAAAUCUCGUGUUGACUGGUAAUCCCACGGUGCUAUCCAAAUUACCAAGCAUUAUGGAUGUCUGGACAAGCGUUGGGCCCGACGUCAAGGGCAGCGAUGGGUCAGAUGUUCUUUACAGCGAGAUUGAUCUGGAAGGCGACGUAUACGAGAUUGAAAACAGUGCUGAAAAGUCAAGGAAGCAUGAGCUAUCCCAUCGAGACCCAGUAUAUACCAUUGACCUUAUUCAACUUAUUCGUCAAACUGUAAAUGAACCCGCUAUCAGCUCACUGGUCAACCAAGUUGAUGCCUCCAUCUUGGAAAAAGUAAAGGAGCUGCUAAACUAA